Drosophila biarmipes is the source of this 908-nucleotide messenger RNA. Its product is annotated as transcription elongation factor 1 homolog. Gene Ontology annotation, molecular function: RNA polymerase II complex binding. NCBI's taxonomy places the organism in Eukaryota, Metazoa, Arthropoda, Insecta, Diptera, Drosophilidae. The transcript is spliced from 3 exons. The coding region runs from base 565 to 813 and encodes 82 amino acids. Gene Ontology annotation, biological process: transcription elongation by RNA polymerase II. Gene Ontology annotation, cellular component: transcription elongation factor complex. The record is from RefSeq and is a predicted model, not a curated record.
ACUACUCUACGCGGUAAACAGAGAGGAACCGCGCCGCACCGCAACGCCCUAGUGUGCGCAGACAUUUAAGUUGAGUAUAGCAUUCUUCCUUGUUACCAUUGAUUUCAUUCGAAUCAAAAAAACAUUAGAAAACGUAUCUUGUAACGGCAAUCUUUCUCAAUUUAAACGCAUUAUUUAAAUCAAAAUAGUUGACGUCGUUUCAAAAAAGCUUAUCUUAAAGUCUGCAUCUAUUUCAUUGGAGUUUCUGCUAAGUCAUUUAUUGAUUUCAGGGAUGUGUCAUCGCGUUAUUUUUAUUUGCUCAUAGUUUGGGGAAAUGAAAAAACCACAUGUGGCCAAACAGAAAUAACUUUGGGAAUCUAUAAAAUCGAUAAAAUAUACCAAUAAACAAAAAUAUACCAUUGAGGAAAUACCUAGCUGAUAAUAUACGUAAAAGUAUAUAAAAUACCAUUUUUGUCACGCUGGCAUAUCCGUAGUUGGAAUGGUGGCCGGACUUCUGUGAGAAUAUGCUAUUAUGGAUUAUCUAUCAAAGGUCUUGUGUAUGGAUAUCUUAUCGCAUGAACAAAAAUGGGUAGAAGGAAGUCUAAAAGAAAGCCCCCGCCAAAAAGGAAAAACAUCGAGCCACUUGAUCAACAAUUUAAUUGCCCAUUCUGCAACCAUGAGAAGUCGUGUGAAGUUAAAAUGGACAAAGGCAGGAACACCGCAAAAAUAACUUGUAGAGUGUGCCUGGAGGACUUCCAAACUGGAAUUAAUUUCCUCUCAGAACCUAUAGAUGUUUACAAUGAUUGGGUGGACGCCUGUGAAACUGCAAAUUAAUUAGAAUUUAUGUUUAGUUGGUUUCUAAUUUUUAAAUCUAUGAUUUACUGUUAGUUUUACGAAAUUUAAUAAAUAGAGUUUAAAUUGAACCGUAA